AUUCGUUAACAAGACGUUAUGUGUAUAGGUGGUGGUACAGAAUAGAAGAUAGCCAGGAUCCGUGCAAUGAAGAUGCUCUGUUACGUUUAGGAAAGCGAGCAAAUUGAUCAGUUUAUUGGUGUCGUAAAACUAUUUCAAAAGACAUACAAAAUGACUGAAGAAGACUCGGUAUUCGAUCCUACCUUGAAGAAGAAGAAAAAGAAGAAGAAAACUACUUUUGAUCUUGAUGCCGCAUUUAAUGAAGUUGGCAGUACUGGGGAUUCAAUGGAGAUCACCGGUGAUAAGGAAAAUCAAGAGCCUGAACCUCUUGCACUUGCAGAGGACGAUGACACAUUGGAUUUAGAAAAUUUUGGUAGAAAGAAGAAGAAGAAGAAAAAAGCAUUUAACUUAGAUGAACUGGAUGCAGCUUUGCCAGAUACAAAGAAAGAGGAUGUUGUUGAACAACAAACUGAAGAAGUUGCAGUGGAUGACACAUUUGAUUUGGACAUGGAUUUCUCAAAAACUAAAAAGAAGAAAAAGAAAAAGAAAGAUCUUGAUGAGCUGGUAGCAGAGGAAGAGCGUAAAGAAACAGAAGAUAAAGAGAAUGGCUGCAUUGAAUCUGAGCGAAAUGCAGAGUACGAGGAAACAAGUUUAUGGUUUGGUUCGGACAGAGAUUACACAUAUGAUGAAUUAUUGGUAAGAGUGUUCAACAUUAUGAGGGAAAAGAACCCUGAUAUGGUAGCUGGGAAAAAACAAAAGUUUGUUAUGCGUCCUCCGCAAGUAGUACGUAUAGGCACCAAGAAGACAUCAUUUGCUAAUUUCACUGAAAUUUGUAAAACACUUCAUAGGCAACCGAAACAUUUACUUGACUUUUUACUUGCUGAGUUAGGAACUAGUGGUUCUGUUGAUGGAAAUAGUCAACUUAUUAUUAAGGGUCGUUUCCAACAGAAACAAAUAGAAAAUGUUCUUAGGAGAUAUAUUAAGGAAUAUGUUACCUGUCACACAUGCCGCUCGCCAGACACCAUCCUUCAAAAGGACACUCGACUAUUUUUCUUACAGUGUGAAACCUGUGGCUCAAGAUGUUCAGUAGCUAGCAUAAAAUCUGGCUUCCAGGCCGUUACAGGAAAACGUGCUGCUAUUCGAGCAAAAACUGCCUAAGAAAAUGUUCAUAUGUCCCAUCUAUCGAUUUUGUAGCAUAAUUUUCAAAUUGUCAGAGAUUUUUUGUGUUAGAAUACAGUUUUUACUAUACCUAUUGUAACGGCGUGCAAUCUAAACACCUGUUUUUACUCGCAUGAAUUGAAUAUCGUCAGUUCUAAGAGAAAGUAAUUGUCAAAUUUGCAACCUAUGUUUUUUAUCACCAAUCUAUACAGUCAAACACAGAAA
Molecule: messenger RNA, 1362 nt
Organism: Megalopta genalis
Lineage: Eukaryota; Metazoa; Arthropoda; Insecta; Hymenoptera; Halictidae
Gene: eIF2beta
Product: eukaryotic translation initiation factor 2 subunit beta
Biological process (GO): formation of translation preinitiation complex; translational initiation
Cellular component (GO): eukaryotic translation initiation factor 2 complex
Molecular function (GO): translation initiation factor binding; translation initiation factor activity; mRNA binding
Source: RefSeq, a predicted model, not a curated record